Molecule: messenger RNA, 2475 nt
Organism: Ahaetulla prasina
Lineage: Eukaryota; Metazoa; Chordata; Lepidosauria; Squamata; Colubridae
Product: vomeronasal type-2 receptor 26-like
Exons: 6
Coding region: 1-2475 (824 amino acids)
Biological process (GO): G protein-coupled receptor signaling pathway
Cellular component (GO): membrane
Molecular function (GO): G protein-coupled receptor activity
Source: RefSeq, a predicted model, not a curated record
AUGUCUCAGAUUUAUAUCCCUUCUGAGCAAAUCACAUUUACCAAGCAUCCGUCUGAAGAUCUGAAUGCCGAAGCUAUGUUACUAACUCAUAAUUACCAGCACAUCCUGGCAUUGGCUUUUGCAAUAAAGGAGAUCAAUGAACAUCCCUCCAUUUUAUUGAAUAAUACCCUUGGAUUCCAUAUUUAUAACAGCCAUUUCAGCGCAAGCUGGACCAUCCAUGCCUCACUGGAAGCUCUUUCCUUACAAGGAUUCAUACCUAAUUAUAACUGUGACAGCCAGAAGAAUUUGGUAGCCGCCAUUGGGGGCCCAAGUGCGAACAUUUUUUUACACAUGGCACUCAUUCUCUGCUUGUACAAGAUUCCACAGAUGGCAUAUGGAUCUGGUGCAGUGGUGAAUAAGAAAAUGCAGGAUGGCUUCUUUUACCAGAUGUUCCCAAACGGGGAUUAUCAAUACAAAGGGAUUCUACAAUUGCUGCUUCAUUUUCAUUGGAUCUGGAUUGGUGUGAUUACUUUGGAUGAUGAUAAUGCAGAAACUUUUGUGCAAAAUGUGCUUCCCUCCUAUUCCCAGAAAGGCAUAUGCUUUGACUUUAUAGAAAAGUUGCCUCAAUUAACUUAUCUUACUGGCUUUGAUCAGAUGUUUGAAGAAGGCUUUGGAACUUUAAACCUCCUCAUGAAGAAAACUGCUACUAUUUGGUUCAUCCAUGGAGAAAUUCAUACCAUGAUGAUUUUGAGACUGCUGCUCCAUCUCUCAACAUUUGGAGAUAGGCCAAUAGUGAUUAAGAAUAAAGUCCUGAUUAUGACAGCCCAGAUGGACUUCACCUCUUUACCCCUUCAAAGAAAUUCGGGGAUAUAUUUUCUCCAUGGCGCUAUGUCAUUUGCCGUUCAGUCAAAGGAAGUUCUAGGUUUCCAGCAAUUUGUUCAGAUCAGAAACCCUGUUUCAGAAAAAGAAGACGGUUUUAUUAAAACUUUCUGGGAACAGGCAUUUCUUUGUUCAUUCUCCGAAAAUGACCCACAGAAUGAGAAGAUAUGCACUGGGAAAGAAAAACUGGAAUCUCUUCCUGAAUCUGUUUAUGAGAUGAGCAUGACCGGCCACAGCUACAGCAUCUACAAUGCUGUCUCUAUAGUGGCACAUGCUUUGCAUGACAUGCUUUCAUCCACAUUGCAAGACAGAACAAUGAUGAUUGAAGGGAGGAACAAUUUCAGUCAAUAUCCAUAUCAACUCCACCACUUUCUGAAAGGAAUCUCAUUUAACAACAGCGCUGGAGAAGAAGUUUCUUUUGAUCAAAAUGGUGAAAUCCUCGCUGGAUUUGAUAUUAUCAAUUGGAUCACAUUACCAAAUCUAUCCUUCCAAAGAAUCAAAGUUGGAAAAAUAGAUCCCAAAACUCCACCAGAGAAAAUGUUCUCUAUUUAUGACGAUGCUAUUAUAUGGCCCAAUGAGUUUAACCAGGUACUUCCCCGUUCGGUGUGUAAUGAGAAUUGCUAUCCAGGUUCAGUCAAGAGAAAGAAGGAAGGCCAACCAUUUUGCUGCUAUGAUUGCUUCCCAUGUCCUGAAGGCCAGAUUUCAAACCAAAAAGAUAUGGAUAUCUGUUUCCAGUGUCCACAAGACCAGUAUCCGGAUUCAGAACACAGUUCAUGCAUUCCAAAAACAACGAGCUUCUUGUCUUAUGAAGAACCUUUAGGCAGUGGUCUGGUCAUUCUUGCUUCUUCCUUUUCUCUCAUAACAGUACUAGUGCUCUGGACUUUCCUCAAGUACCAGGACACCUCCAUAGUUAAGGCUAACAACCAGCAUCUCAGCUACGUUCUCCUCAUUGCCCUCUUGCUUUCAUUCCUUUGUGUUUUCCUAUUCAUUGGCCAUCCAAAAAAGGUAACCUGCCUCCUACGACAAACUGCCUUUGGCAUCAUUUUCUCUGUGGCAGUUUCUUCAGUGUUAGCUAAAACCAUCCUUGUGGUUCUGGCCUUCAUGGUGACCAAGCCAGGAUCAGGGAUGAGGAAAUGGAUGGGGAAGUGGAUGGUCACCUCCAUUAUUCUUUGUUGCUCAUUUAUUCAAGCUACCAUUUGUAUUAUAUGGCUAUCUGUAGCUCCCCCUUUCCCAGAUUUCGACAUGCAAGCGAUGACUACCGAAAUUGUUCUGGAAUGCAAUGAAGGAUCUGUCUUUAUGUUCUACUGUGUCUUGGGUUUUAUGGGCUCCUUGGCCAUUAUGAGCUUUACAGUGGCUUUCCUAGCAAGAAAGCUGCCUGAAAGUUUUAACGAAGCCAAAUUUAUCACUUUUAGCAUGUUAGUAUUUUGCAGUGUUUGGUUGUCCUUUAUUCCCACUUAUCUGAGUACAAAGGGAAAAUAUAUGGUAGCUGUGGAGAUCUUUUCCAUCAUAGCAUCCAGUUUUGGGUUACUGAGCUGUAUCUUUUUUCCCAAAUGUUACAUUAUUUUGAUUAGGCCUGAAAUAAAUAACAAAAGUAUUCUAAGACAAGGAAAGAAGUAA